Penicillium soppii is the source of this 342-nucleotide messenger RNA. Its product is annotated as ubiquitin-related modifier 1. Gene Ontology annotation, cellular component: cytoplasm; nucleus. Gene Ontology annotation, molecular function: protein tag activity. Bases 1 to 342 code for a protein of 113 amino acids. Lineage: Eukaryota; Fungi; Ascomycota; Eurotiomycetes; Eurotiales; Aspergillaceae. Gene Ontology annotation, biological process: tRNA thio-modification; protein urmylation. The transcript has 3 exons. The record is from RefSeq and is a predicted model, not a curated record.
AUGGCCGCUUCAAAUUCUGUACAGGGUGAAGCUCCCAUUCCGAUUACCGUCGAAUUUACUGGUGGCCUCGAAUUGCUGUUCGGUAAUGAGCGCAAGCACAAAAUCGUUUUACCUGCUCAAUUAGAGAAUGGCAGCCCGCCAAAUAUCUCAUAUUUGCUCGGAUACCUUGUCGACAAUCUCAUGCAGGACCAGCGGAAAGACAUGUUUAUCAUGGAGGACAGUGUACGACCUGGUGUUCUCGUCCUUAUCAAUGAUGCCGAUUGGGAGUUGGAAGGCGAAGAUGCAUACGAACUCCAAGCAGGGGAUACUAUUGUCUUUGUCUCAACUCUACACGGAGGUUAA